Paramecium tetraurelia is the source of this 234-nucleotide messenger RNA. RefSeq lists its product as uncharacterized. The transcript has a single exon. Lineage: Eukaryota; Ciliophora; Oligohymenophorea; Peniculida; Parameciidae. The record is from RefSeq and is a predicted model, not a curated record.
AUGAGCGCAUAAUUAGGAUUUAACAAUUAACACAUUUAAUUGGCGAAAAAAAUUUUAUUUUCAUAAAUUCCUUAUGAUUUGAGUUCAAGUAUGUUUUCAACAUUAAGCGCUAGAAGUGCUUUAAGUGGAUUAAUAAACUUUGCAAUUCCCACGAGAGUAAGUGAGGGCAUUACAAACUAUAGUUCCUAGAAAUGCACUUGCACCAGAAACAUUGUAAAAUUACAUACUCUCUGA